AGGGGCAGUGGGAGCACCAGCAGCCCCGGCUCCCGGAGCAUCAGGGCACCCACCAGCUCCCCGUGUCCCGGACUGAAGGAUAUUGGCCAGGUUUCUGCAGGCAGAAGAUCACAGCCAAGCUGGAUGAACAUGGAUUUAGCCUCCGAGCGGCUGAAUGGCACAGGUCCCUGCGCAAGACACAAACCCUCCCCAACGCUGGAGUCCUUCAAGAAGAUCGGCGUCCCCAUCCUGGCAGUGGUGCUCAGCCUCACCUGCCUGGUCACAGUCGGGUUCCUGGUCAAGGUUUACCUGGACUACCACUACUUCUUCUGCAAACAGCCCUUGAAGCUGGUGGCGCUGCAGCGGGUGUGUGAUGGGCAAGUGGACUGCCUGCAGGGCGAGGAUGAGGCCAACUGUCCCCAGUGGGUCCCCGAGGGGCCACCAGCUGGUGUCCGCGUUUCCAAAGACAGAUCCAUCCUGCAGGUGCUCAACAGAAACACCGGAGCGUGGUCCUGCGUCUGCCACGACCACUUCAACCUGCUGCUGGCCAAAGCAGCCUGCGAGCAGAUGGGCUACAGGAGCACUCCCGUUUUCUGGGACGCGGAGGUUGGCGCGGGGCAGCCCCUGCCUCCUCGCGAGGUUGUGCUGAGCAACGGCAGCCUCCAGCUCCCCGAGCCGGGCAGGAAAUGCCUCUCUGGAUUGGUGGUUUUGCUAGUUUGUUCCAAAGACUGCGGGGAGAGCAUACGGACUCCGCGCGUGCUGGGAGGGAGCGUGGCUGCCAUCGAGACGUGGCCAUGGCAGGUCAGCUUGCAGUACAGGAAGGAGCACAUCUGCGGCGGCAGCAUCAUCGACCCCAUCUGGAUCCUGACGGCCGCGCACUGCUUCAAGAACAACCCCAUCAUUCAGAGGUGGCGCGUGAAAGCUGGCUCCGACCUCCUUUCGGGCACCGGCACCCUGGCUGUGGAGAAGGUCUUCCUGGCGGAUGUGACGCCCGCCUCUCCCAAGGACAAUGACAUCGCCCUGGUGAAGCUGCGGUCUCCCCUGCGCUUCUCAGAGAGCACCAAGCCCAUCUGCCUGCCCUAUUUUGACGAGGAGCUGGAGCCGGGCACCUCCCUGUGGGUGAUAGGCUGGGGCUACACGCAAGAGCACGGCAAACUGUCACAGACCCUGCAGCAGGCAGAGGUGGAACUCAUCGACAAGCAGAGCUGCAACCUGGCUGCCUACCACGGGGAGGUCACCGACAAGAUGCUGUGUGCCGGGUUGCCGCAAGGAGGGGUGGACACCUGCCAGGGGGACAGCGGAGGGCCCCUCCUGUACGCGGGCGAGCACUGGCAGGUGGUGGGCAUCGUCAGCUGGGGCCAGGGCUGCGGGUCCCCCAGCACGCCCGGCGUCUACACCAGCGUCCGCGCUUACCUCAACUGGAUCUCCACCAUACGGAGGAGCUCUGACACCUGCCGGAACAGCUCUCUCCCUUCUCCCCAAAGCCUUCCUCCCCAUCCCUACGCCCUCAGCUGUCUCGGCACCAGCUGGGAAACGGAUCUCCAGCCACGGCAGGUGAGCGGUGCCGCUCAAAUCCUCGCCGCCAGGCAGUGAUCUCGUGUGCCAAAGACCAGCCGAGGAGGCAAAGGGCAGCUCGGAGCGACGGCCAUCGAUACUGUGAAGGAAUCUGACCGGCUUCAGCUCCCUUCCGGAGAAAGAUUAAUUUAUUACCCUGUGCCAACCUUGCUGUGGCAGGGAGGCUCCUGUGGGGCGACGCUGCUGUUGCUCACUGCUGUCACGCAGACAGAAACGGUGUUUGUGCUGUAGAGCAUCCCCAUUAAAAGAAAGUAUUCAUUUUUUUUCACACAGCUUCUGAAGGCUUUGUCCCUCCUGCUCGCAGGGUUAUCUCCACAACACCCUGGCAUUGCCGGAGCUGCUUUCCCCCGUGCAAGGCAGGGUUUAUUUGCUGCCUCCUGUGAAGAAGGAACAAAGCGUUCUAUGGUCCUCAUCGCUCUGACAAGCUGAUCAGAAUGGGGUCAAUUUAAAUUACCGUAUAACUAAUAGGGGUAUUGGGCAUUUUUAAAGCUCAUUUUUCCAGCAUAGCCUCAGCCCCAAUAAAAAUCAGCGCCAUUCCCAUGCAGCGGGGCAAAGAGAGAUCCUGUUUUCCAGGCAGCUGCACUCAGGGAGCCUUUGGAGGUGGGAUAUACCCCCCAAGCACCCUGCAAACUCUGCCCCACGCCAGGCUGGCUCCAAGCACCUACCGCCCCUGGGCUCCAGCAGGCAACGCGCACCCAUGGGUGCUGGGAAGCAGCUCCCAGCCCUCACCCCGGCGUGCUCAGGAGGAGCUGCAGGAUGCAGGUA
This is a messenger RNA of Cuculus canorus (common cuckoo), 2319 nucleotides long. RefSeq names its product transmembrane serine protease 4 (gene TMPRSS4). The record is from RefSeq and is a predicted model, not a curated record. Gene Ontology annotation, biological process: proteolysis. NCBI's taxonomy places the organism in Eukaryota, Metazoa, Chordata, Aves, Cuculiformes, Cuculidae. Bases 124 to 1572 code for a protein of 482 amino acids. Gene Ontology annotation, molecular function: protein binding; serine-type endopeptidase activity. Gene Ontology annotation, cellular component: membrane. The transcript is spliced from 13 exons.